AUGCCGGAAAGCGUGCUGCUACUAGCUAGCUACAUCACCAUGGCCGAGGCCGAGCCAGAUCUGAGCACGUUCGAGAACAAGUCGGGAUUGGCCGAGGACAUGAAGUUCCUUGCUUCGAUGCCGGAACUUUGUGACGUCACCUUUUUGGUGGGCGAGACCAGGGAACCGGUAUGCGCGGUGAAGGCUGUAUUGGCUGCGCGAUCGAGAGUUUUUCAUAAAAUGCUUUACCAAGCCCCAAGUCCUCAACGUAAAAAAGAACCACCUCCAAGGGAAAACAAGUUGCGAUUGUUUCUUAAAAGAUCCUCUGAGCCAUUGUUGAAUCUUCAAAAUGCAUCUCAACAUCAUCAGCCCCAGUCCCAGCAACAUCAAACUUUGAUCAUAGAAGAAUUCGAACCGGAUGUUUUUCGACAAUUAAUCGAGUAUAUUCAUACUGGUUGCGUUACCUUACAGCCAAGAACUUUACUAGGCGUAAUGAACGCAGCUGAUUACUAUGGACUGGAUGAGCUGCGCAGAGCUUGCGCAGGAUUUGUUCAAUGUUGCAUCAACGUAGACACAGUCUGCGCAUUAUUGGCAUCGGCUGAACGUUACAUCCAGUACAAAUGCACAAAAUCACUCGUGCAAAAGGUUCUUGAAUUUGUCGACGAACACGGAAACGAAGUACUAAAUUUGGGCUCCUUCACUCUCCUCCCUCAACACGUGGUCCGACUAAUUUUGGCCAGAGACGAGCUUCAAGCUGACGAGUUCACCAAAUUUCAAGCUGCUUUGAUGUGGGGUAAGAAAUACUGCGACAACAAUCCAACGACCAGCCUGAAAGAAGUCAUCGGCAACUUUUUGGAGUACAUUCAAUUCCACAAGAUUCCAGCCAACGUUCUAAUGAGAGAAAUUCAUCCGUUAGGAUUAGUUCCUUACAGUAUCAUUAUGAAUGCGCUGGCUUAUCAGGCAGACCCGAACAGCGUUGACCCCAGUAAACUCUCCCCCAAUCGGGUAAGACGUCAAGACCAAGGCAGAUCGAUGAGCGUACAAAGCAGCUUGGACCCUUACGGUUCCAACACCACUCUGAGUUCUUCCGGAUCGUCUGCCGAGCUAGCUUCUUCCGAUGGCAAGCAUGCUUCUUCCGAUGGCAAACAUAACUCCAAUUAA
This is a messenger RNA of Ceutorhynchus assimilis (cabbage seed weevil), 1140 nucleotides long. Lineage: Eukaryota; Metazoa; Arthropoda; Insecta; Coleoptera; Curculionidae. The record is from the annotation of a GenBank genome assembly.